CCGCGGGCCUGGCGGCCUGCCCCGCCGGUUCAUUCUUGCAGUGGAUUCGGAGGGGAGCGCACGCAGCCCGUCGCCGCCGAGGUGUGUCUUGGUGCCCAGCGUGACCACGACCGUGCGCUCGCCGUUCUCGUCGUCCUCGUCGUCCUCGCGGACCUUCCCCGACCAGGACGCCAGGACCGCCUUGAGCCGUCACCACCAGCCCGCCGCAGGACCACUGUAACGCGGCAACGCGGCCACGCCACUGCUAGAGACUCCGCCGGCCCGGCGUCCUUGACGAGGUCCUCGACGUGCACGCGGACGACCAGCACCCGGGGCACGACGGCGGCCGCGACGGCGACCCUCACGCACGGCGCGCACGGCUCCCCGGUCGCCGUGUUGGAGAAAAUCAGCGCCACCCUCUGCAACUUACGGUGCAGCAUGACGUCCCCGCUGAAGCGCCUCUGGUCCAUCGGUCACCAGGAGAGCCGCCUGACGCAGUGGGUGCGCGCCAAGCGGCGCGCCCAGGAGCGGCGGCAGCAGCCGCAGGCACACCGCCGCUUCUCGGACGACCAGCACGCGUGCCGCGGCUGCCACGCCAACUACUUCAGGGAGACGGCCCAGCGGCGCGCGGACUGGAUGACGUGCUCGGGCUGCGGCGGCUGGUACCACGUCCGCUGCGCCAACGUGAACGCCGUCAACGCCGUCAACGCCUCGGCCGCCGUCCGCGAGAGAGCACCGCUCGCGCUGUGCGGCCAGUGCGCCUCCUAGCCGUGGCACAGUGUGCCGGGCACACCAGGCGUUGCACCGCCACGGACUUGUACUUUAAUUGUUUCGCAUUGCCGCCGUCGCCGUGCUCCGCGGUCGCCAUGGCGACCCCGCCCAUCCCGGCCCGCGCGGCGGCGAGCGGCUGGCUGUGAUUUCGUGUGCCAUGUGUGCGUGUGUGAGUGAGUGUGUGUGUGUGUGUGUGUGCCGCAACGAAGCCAUCACGAUCUGAAUUUCUAGUGGCGCGGCGUGCGUUGCAGCGCCGUGACUCCACCCCGUCGAGGAGUCCCUCUCGGCGGGGGUCAUGAAGCUCGACGCGCCUCCAGCGGACCGAUGACGUGCUCCGUCUCUCUCGCACCUGUACGGCACGCCGGGGCGGCCGGGGCACGCCCCGUGAGUGCGAGAGAGACGGAGAGUGCUCGGCAUCGCUCCGCUGGACGCGCCGUCGUCCAUUAGCGCGAGGGGGAGAGUGAGAUGAAAGGUGUUGCGAUCUAGAUAGGUUCCUCUAAUGCGUGUUCGGCCAAUCUGUCUCGUGGGCCAGCGCCAUGCGACGCGACGCGUCGGCCUGCUGGUCGCACCACUGUGGUUCCAUUUAGUUCCAUUAUGCUCUUGAAGUGCUGCCAAGCGGCCGAGCGGCCUAGCGGCCCUGCACUGCUAGCAGCCAGUCCGGCCAGGCGUCCACAUUUCGCGGAACACGCGAGUGGAGUGUUGAAUAACGCCCGCCCGCCCUGAGCAACUUUUUGUUCAAAUUAAUUACGUAUAGAAUCGACCCGAGAGAUGAAGAAAGGGUGUAUUUUUCUUCUUGUUAGUUUUAGGAUUGUAUUCACGGGACAGUUUUGCGUAUGAAAGUGUUUCAAUACCAUUCCUGUGAGAUUUACCAGUAUUUUUUUUAUUUUAAGUGUGUUGCUGUGAUCGCUGAACUCUCAUUUUUUUGAUUAAGUUUCUUAUUUAUGUAUGUGUUUGAAGUCGACUGACUCCUAAGCUAAACAAAGUGUUUGUGUUUCAUAUCCUCAUCGAAUGUUAUAAAAAUAUAACAACAUUUCACGAGAAA
Thrips palmi is the source of this 1792-nucleotide messenger RNA. RefSeq lists its product as uncharacterized. The coding region runs from base 418 to 747 and encodes 109 amino acids. The transcript is spliced from 2 exons. Lineage: Eukaryota; Metazoa; Arthropoda; Insecta; Thysanoptera; Thripidae. The record is from RefSeq and is a predicted model, not a curated record.